This is a messenger RNA of Phodopus roborovskii (desert hamster), 1728 nucleotides long. RefSeq names its product X-linked Kx blood group antigen, Kell and VPS13A binding protein (gene Xk). Gene Ontology annotation, cellular component: membrane. Lineage: Eukaryota; Metazoa; Chordata; Mammalia; Rodentia; Cricetidae. The record is from RefSeq and is a predicted model, not a curated record. The coding region runs from base 276 to 1658 and encodes 460 amino acids. The transcript is spliced from 3 exons.
GCGACGAGCUGGGUAGGCGCACUGGCGGCUGCGCACGGUGCGCGUGGGCGUGUCCGAGCGGGGCCACGCUGCCGCCCCACCCCCCUGUGUCGGUUUGCCCCCAAGGCCGGGCUAGAACGCGCGCAGGGCCGUUUGGCCGGGCCCGCGUGCCCUCGGCGGCUCCGCUGUGCUCGAGCGGCUCGGGGCCGGACAUGCUGGGAGCCGCUCAGGGAACCGCCACUGUCGCCGCCGCCGCCGCCACUGCCACCCGCGGGGCGGGUCUCUGAGGCGCCGAGAUGAAAUUCCCGGCCUCGGUGUUACCAUCCCUGUUCCUGUUCGUGGCUGAGACCAUAGCGGCGUUCUACCUGAGCAGCACCUACCGCUCGGACGGGGACCGCAUGUGGCAGGCGCUGACGCUCUUCUUCUCGUUGAUGCCCUGUGUGCUGGUGCAGCUCACACUCCUCUUCGUCCACCGCGACCUGAGCCGCGAUCGCCCACUGGUGCUGCUCAUGCACCUGCUCCAGCUCGGGCCCCUGUUCAGAUGUUUUGAAGUCUUUUGCAUCUACUGUCAGUCCAACCAGAAUGAAGAGCCUUAUGUGAGCAUCACCAAGAAACGGCAGAUGCCAAAGGAUGGCCUUGCAGAGGAGGUUGAGAAGGAAGUGGGCCAGGCAGAAGGCAAGAUGUUUACCCACCGCUCUGCCUUCAGUCGGGCCUCUGUGAUCCAGGCUUUCCUAGGCUCUGCCCCACAGCUGACCCUGCAGCUCUAUAUCACCGUCUUGCAGCAGAGCUUCACUACUGGAAGAUGUGUCAUCAUGACCUUGUCCCUGUUGUCCAUUGUGUAUGGAGCCUUGCGUUGCAACAUCUUAGCCAUCAAAAUCAAGUACGAUGAGUAUGAAGUCAAAGUCAAACCCCUGGCCUAUGUCUGUAUCUUCCUAUGGAGGAGCUUUGAGAUUGCCACCCGCGUCAUCGUCCUGGUCCUCUUUACCUCUGUCCUGAAGAUCUGGGUGGUGGCAGUCAUACUUGUCAACUUCUUCAGCUUCUUCUUGUACCCCUGGAUUCUUUUCUGGUGCAGUGGCUCCCCAUUCCCCGAAAACAUUGAGAAGGCACUGAGUAGGGUGGGUACCACCAUCGUACUGGGUUUCCUCACUUUACUCUAUGCUGGUAUCAACAUGUUCUGCUGGUCAGCUGUACAGCUCAAAAUCGACAGUCCUGACCUCAUCAGCAAAUCCCAGAAUUGGUACCGGCUUCUGAUUUACUACAUGAUGAGAUUCAUUGAGAAUUCCGUCCUCCUGCUCCUGUGGUAUUUUUUCAAAACUGACAUAUACAUGUAUGUGUGUGCACCUCUGUUGAUUCUGCAGCUGCUCAUUGCAUAUUGCACAGGUGUUCUUUUCAUGCUUGUGUUCUAUCAGUUUUUCCACCCUUGCAAGAAGCUCUUCUCUUCCAGUGUUUCUGAAAGCUUUAGGUCAUGUCUCAGGUGUGUCUGCCUGUCCUGUGUGAGGAGAAAAUCCUCUGAGCCAGUAGUAAAGGUAGACACGGAUUUAAAGUCAUGCACAGAUCAAGAUCCAGAUCCAGAACAAGAUCAAGGUGAAGGUGAAGAUCAAGAUGUAAGACCUUCUACCAGUAGAGUAAGUUCUCAUCCCUCUGAAAUGUGGAGUGCUGUUGAUGUGUACUCUGCUUAAUGGACCCUGAAGCAUUUCAAAAGAAAGGGAUAUUGUAUUCUGGGAUAAUAACUACUCUUCAUACAAGGAA